AAGCCCUGGCGUCAAUCUAGUCUGAGAGCGACUUUCAGAAAGGACGGACUAUCGCUGUUGGACACUUUUGGGAAAACUUGCUUUUGCUUCUUGCGAGCCUUGAACUCUUUUUCGUUUUGUUUGUGGAAGUACAAGCUACCCGCUCUCAAUCGCCUGACAAGAUGCUGCUCCUUCUACUGGGAAUCGUCCUCCUGCACGUCGCUGGUCUGGUCCUCCUGUUUGUGUCCACUAUUGUCAGCUUUUGGAGAACAGUUAAUACUGGCAACGCGGACUUCUGGGUCAACUCCACUGGGCCAAAUGGAGGAUACCCCUGUGUCCGGGCGUCAGCGGGAGAGUGGAUUCAGGCGGUGCAGGCCCUCAUGAUCCUAUCCAUCAUCUUCAGCUGCCUGUCUCUCUUCCUCUUCUUCUGCCAGCUCUUCACUUUGCAGAAGGGCGGACGCUUCUUCCUCACUGGAACCUUCCAGAUCCUUGCCAGUUUGUUCGUGAUGAGCGGAGCCAUCAUCUACACGGUGAUGAGUCCGACCUGGGGAAAAGACACAGACGUCUUCGGCUACUCCUACAUCCUGGCGUGGGUGGCCUUCCCUCUGGCGCUGAUCAGCGGACUCAUCUACGUUAUCUUGAGGAAGCGAGAAUGAGCCGCCACUCGCAUCCCGGGGUUCCCUGUUACCGCAUCAGUCCCAUUCUGAAGUUUAAAAAAAAGAGGUUUUGAUGCCUGAGUACCAAUGGCCCCAGGAGACCAACACAACUAGAUCACGACAAGGGGGGAGAGGCGGGAGAGAGAGGGGGGAUACCAAAAAUCAACAAGCAAAUCAACACAAAACAACCAAUACUGUCUCAGUUAAAAGAUGUAUAUAGUAUCUAUGGUUUAAAACGUAUUUAUAACACUUUUUACAUAUAUGUACAUAGUUGUUGUGUUGCCCUGUCAAUGGAUACACGUAUGAGCGUUGUUCUAGCUGAUUAAGUGCCUUUGUGUUUGUUUGUAAUGAUUGAAAUAAUUAGAUGCUAUUUUGUUGCGUUUACUUUUUAUGUUGCUUUUUUUGUUUUGGUAAUUGCCAAAGAAUUACACCCCCCAACCCGCCCACCCGACCCCCCCAACAAAAAAAAGGAAGCAAAAAAGUUAUUCGUAUUUUAACCAAAAAUGCAUGUUUAGAAAUAGAAGGGUUAGAAGAAAAGAUUUGUUUGAUGGGCUUUACGAUAAGAGUGGUAACAUCGCUGGACGUCGCGUAGCCAAGCGAUAUACGGAUUUGGCCCUUUUCUAUUUUGUGAAUUUUCGAGUUACACUGUUUUUAUUUUCAGUAUUUUUCUAUUUCCUAUUUUCAACAAAAAGAUGGUGCUAUGUAUUUAUCAUUCCUAUUACUCUUAGCGAUCAUAUUCGAACGGACUCACCGUGUUCUUGUUCAGAAUCAAACAGCCAUUAAUUAAAGUGGGAAUCAGACGGAGGUACACGAGUACGAACAGAGCCCGGCUGCUUCUCUGGGGAACACAGUUUAAUUCACAUCGCAGUGCCCGACUUCUGUUUUCUUCAUCAGCUACUGUAAAAUGAACAACUGAGUUUUGGCGUGGUGCACUGAUCGAAGUAGAACGUCAGUAUUAUUCUGCGUAUUUGUGAGGAGUUGGAUUCAAGUGACAGUACUUCAUAUAUGCUUUAUUGCAAUUUUACUUAAUUAUAACCUCAUUCUGAUGUUUAUGUUCACCUGGCUGUUAAAGUGUCAUGAAGCCAAACUGCCUAUUUACCCUAAAGAAAAUAACACUGUGGGGCAUUAUAGCCUAAAAAAGUAUACAUUUGAUAUUACUAGAAAGAAAUGCCACUGAUUGAAGCCAUAAAAGAUAAUAUCAGAUGACGGGGGAAACGUUUGAAGUAUUAACUCUAUGUGUGAUAAAAACAGUGAGGUUUGCAAUGAUGAUAAUUGUCUGUUUCAAAUACUUGACACGCGGCCGCCUCUGCCCGUUAACGUUUGUCUCUUCUGUGUAAAACGCUGUUCACGUGCCGCGGAAUAACACAAGGUGACGAUAAUCCAGCCUAAAAACCCUCGCUUUACUCAAUAAAACUCACUCUCACGUUAACUACUACCACGUCUUCCACUGUUACCUGGGACUGGACUCGCAGCGAGAGCGAGUUCUGCACCACCUGCGGUGACGAAUCUCCAGUCGUCGCGUGUUGACGUUGCCAUAAAAGACGCGGCAAAAGACGUCAGAGGCCGCAGCCGGGCGAGCCCACUUUAGAGCGCGCUCCGUGGGAUCGGAUGGGCUGCCUCGGGUCGCGUGUGUUUGGAAAUGGCGUCUCGUGACUCGUGGCACGCCGCACGCCGCGCGCCGAGGGUCCGAGGCCCCCGGCGGCCCGGCGUGCCACGGCAGGCCUCCAAAACACGCAGCUCGGGUUUCAGUGUCAUGGGCGCGUGGCUUAUAAAUAGGAGGACUUGGACGUGUCCCGAACAGCGUGAGCCCUCCAAUCCCCUGUGACAGAGCUAUGUGGUGGAAUUAAAGCAUUUAAUUCAGGAUUUACACUAACUAGUCUGCUGUGUGUGUGUGUGUGUGUGUGUGUGUUUUUCUCCUUUGCUUUAUCCAUGAUGCCAGUUGUCGGGUUCAGUUUGAAGAGAUCGCCUCUAAUGACGACUGCUCCUUCUCUUUGUGCAAAGCGACAGAGGUAAAAAUAGCUACGCCGUGUUUACACCUAAACUUCCAUGCUCGUGAUGUCACCAAAGCUUCUUUGAGUUGAAAUCAUUAAAGCUGGUUUCUUACCACCCCCCCCACGGA
Molecule: messenger RNA, 2754 nt
Organism: Gasterosteus aculeatus aculeatus (three-spined stickleback)
Lineage: Eukaryota; Metazoa; Chordata; Actinopteri; Perciformes; Gasterosteidae
Gene: pmp22b
Product: peripheral myelin protein 22b
Cellular component (GO): plasma membrane
Source: RefSeq, a predicted model, not a curated record